AUGCGAAGUUUAACAUGGAGAUGGCGCAGUACUGCUCCAGAACUGUGUUUCUACCGUAAGGUUGGACCUUUUGGAAACUGUGGUUUCGGUCAAAUAUCAAAUGCCUUCCAACAACGCAUUGAAUUUCCAAGACGAAAACAAGCAAAAGGAGAACAAGAAUGGAGAGUAGUUUCUUCUGGGCCACAAUGUGAGGAUGUCGAGGGUCAGCCGAUAACAAGUUUAGGGGCUACAGUGAACUAUGUUGAUGACACUGAUGCUAAUAACCUUUAUAUAAUCUUGGUGAAUGAAAUUAAAGGCUGCUUUAACCGUUUGCCAUCUGCUUGUUUUAGAGAUAUGGUGAUGGCAACUAUUAAGAAAAAGAAGCCUGAUUUUAGGAAAAACAUUUUGCUUGUUGUCAUUGUGAGGCAGCGCAAGCCCUAG
Durio zibethinus is the source of this 420-nucleotide messenger RNA. The record is from RefSeq and is a predicted model, not a curated record. Lineage: Eukaryota; Viridiplantae; Streptophyta; Magnoliopsida; Malvales; Malvaceae.